Pistacia vera is the source of this 1080-nucleotide messenger RNA. RefSeq lists its product as uncharacterized. The transcript is spliced from 3 exons. The record is from RefSeq and is a predicted model, not a curated record. The coding region runs from base 47 to 901 and encodes 284 amino acids. Lineage: Eukaryota; Viridiplantae; Streptophyta; Magnoliopsida; Sapindales; Anacardiaceae.
CACGUGUAUUUUUAUUUUUCCUAAAACGAAAAUAGAGAUAAAUUUUAUGGCGAAAAGCUCGGUGAGGAGACAAAUGUCUGACGAAGUCGCAAGAUUUCUUGAGGGGACGGCGAGUUUCGCCGAUAUUGUGUUUAGGGCUUCGGAAGAGAACAACGACUCCCUUGAAAAUUUUUGUGAAAAAGAUGAGGAUUCUGAAGAAAAUGUUGAAGAAAACAAGGCGUUCUGGGAGACACAAGACCAGCUUCUCCAGGCAACAAUAUGUAGGACUAGUUCUGUUGAAUCAAAAGUCCGCCAGGCUACAAAAGGGGCCUUGAGCGAGAUUAAUUUAGUAGGUCUAGAAUGUGUGUGCCGGAAGCCCGUGGCCGGAGGUUGCCGGAAUUGUUUACAGAGAGAACUCUCCCUUAGGCUUCAAAAUUCUGGGUAUAAUUGUGCCAUUUGUAAGUCCAAAUGGAAGAGCUCACAAGAGAUCCCCCCAGGUCAACAUAUUUAUUUGGAAGUGGUGGAGAAAUUGAGUUCAAAGAAAGGAGAAAUGAGGGUGGUGAUUGAGUUAAAUUUCCGUGGUGAAUUCGAGAUGGCAAGAGCAAGUGAAGAGUACAAACGGUUGAUUAGUCGGCUGCCGGAAGUAUUUGUUGGAAAAACGGAGAGAUUAAAAGCCUUAAUAAAAAUACUAUGUGCAGCGGCCAAGAAGUGUAUGAAGGAGAAGAAAAUGCAUAUGGCUCCAUGGAGAAAGCAAAAGUACAUGCAGGCAAAGUGGCUAGGAACAUACGAAAGAACAAUACCAGCAACACUGCCUGUCGGAUACUCAGACAGGCUACCAAAGCCAAAAGCUUCAAUGUUAACCUAUGAUUUGGUAGACAAUUUACCUGCCUUGCAUUGCAGUACUGCAGUAGAAGUUUUGUGAUGAGAGAAAGUUUUGUUUUCAUAUUUCUACGGCUUUAGUUUUGACCACCAUAUUGUAAAAUAUGUGUUAUGAUCUUAAUGAGUGAGACGAUGUACAUACAUUGUUGAUCAGUCAUGAGGGAAUUAUUAUUAUUAUUAUUAUUAUUAUAUAUAUGUAUAUAAGCGGUUCCAGACUUCCAA